This is a messenger RNA of Parasteatoda tepidariorum (common house spider), 3923 nucleotides long. The record is from RefSeq and is a predicted model, not a curated record. NCBI's taxonomy places the organism in Eukaryota, Metazoa, Arthropoda, Arachnida, Araneae, Theridiidae.
UGAUCGCUGAUUUGUUUACAUUUUACACUGCUUUCCUGUCUGGUUUUUCCUUAUAAUUUUCAGAUUUAAUGACCAUAACAACUUCAGUUUUCAAUUCAUCAUGCUAUUAUUGCUUGAACUAAUUUGAUUUGCUAUGCAUCAGUUGCAGAAAAUGUUCAUAGUAAGCGUGACAUGCAUUCUGUAAAAGUUCAUCAAUAUGCCUUUUUGCGGUAUGAUGAUUUGGAAAAACUUUUGGCUGUGGCUCAUAAUCGCUCUCUUCAUUGCUUCAUUUGGACCAGUUUUAUUGAUCACUUUAAUCUUCAGCAUUUUAAUUCUAAUUUUGAGUAUAUUUCUGAUUACUCAUGUCUAUAGCCGAAGAAUAUCAGUUGAAAAAAAUGAUUUACAUAGAAGAGUUGCUUAUCCUACUCCACUUUUAAAGAUGCAUGGGCCUGGCUCUUCAAAGAAAAGUAUCAAAUAUGACCAAAGAUUAACAGGAUCCAAUAUGAUUGAUGAUCCUUUACAAGAGGUUCUUAAUUAUGCUUUUCGAGAUUAUAUUGCAACUUGGUAUAGCCAUAUUUCUAAAGAUGAAGAUUUUCUUUUAAGUUUAAAGGAUCUUGUCAGAAAAGUGAUUGUGGCAUUUUCUGGCCGGUUUAAAGAUGUUGAAUGGGUUAAUUAUUUAACAACAAAGUUAGUUGAUGAUUUUACAUCCCAUCUUCAUAUCUUUCGUAGAGCACAUUCUCGUUUAAAAGAUUUUCAGAAGAAAGAUCCAGCAACAAAUAUGAAUCUACUGUCUUUGUUUUUUAAACUUGAAGGUUCCUCUGAAGAUAAUCUAAGUCAUAGUUUAGUUUGUACUUCUAAAAAACAUGAACAAGAAUAUUUGGAGGAAUUAUGUGAAGUCAUUAUGUACAUUAUUUUACCAUUUGAAGAUUUCCAAAAUUUAGUUUCUAGGCUUAUCUUAAGGGAAAUUAUUGUCAAUGCAGCAGUUUUACCUAUUAUUGAUCUCGUAUCUGACCCAGAUUAUAUUAAUCAAAUUAUUGUUUGGAUGUGCAAAGAAACAACUUUUACCACUGAUGGAUUUCUACUUGUUAUUAGAUGUACUGAUAACAUUGCAGAAUUGCAAGCAGUUCAAGAAAUGGUGAACCAUGAAAUAGCUGUUUUAAGAUCCAGAGACUCUGGUGGAAAUGAUGAUACUGAAAUAAAGCAACAGUUGAGUAGUUUGUCUUAUGUUCGUAAAGUUGUCGAAACACAAAUGCGAAGACUCAGUGAUGGGAGUGUCGAUACUGAUUCAACUGGAAUGCCUACAGGCAUUGAUUGGAAGGUUUUGACAGAGCCGGGUGUGAAGCUUUUCCCUCUACAUUUUGAUGUUGUUCUGACUAAUAAUAUAGCCCUUCAUUAUUUUACUGAUUUUAUGAGUGCUUUGUCAGCACAAGGUUAUAUUUUCUUCUAUCAUUCUGUUGAGAGUUAUAAAGUUUCUGCUGAACAAAUGCUAUCUCAAAGUAAAAUCAAUGAGAAUACCCAAUCACCAACUCCCCCAGACAUGGAAUGUUUGAGAGAAGCUGCUGUUCAUAUUUUUGAUUUAUAUUUAUCUGAAAAAGCAACUCUUAGAGUUAGACUAGAUGAAUCUCUUUUAAAGAAGUUACUAUGUCGAAUACGCACAGAAACACCUAGUAGCACCUGGUUUGAUGAAGCUCAGUGGAAAGUUUAUGAAAUAAUGCAAGAUGAGCAAUAUUUUCCUGCAUUUAAAAACAGUCAAAGUUAUAUUAAGUUGCUUGCAGAAUUGGAUCUGUUAAAAGAAGGGAACAUUAAAACUGAAGAAGAUAAUAUUUUCCUGAGUCCUAAAUUGGCAAGCAAAGAUAGCUCUGAUGAUAUUUCUUUAUCAGAUAGCAUUAGUCUUAAUUCUUUAGAGCAAGAAGAUUAUGGUAUUGAUUAUCCAGUCACAGAUGCUUCUCAAAGUGUUGUUUCAUCAUUAGUCUUGUCAGAUGAAAUCAAUACUGAAGAUUGUGAAAUAUCAGCACAAAUUUACAACACAGGUAUCACAAAUGAAUCAGGUUCAACAUUUGCUGUUUAUGCUAUAGCAGUAUGUCGUAAAGAUCCAUCAGGCUCUGAAGAUAAAUGGAAUGUUAUCAGAAGAUAUAGUGAUUUUCGGGAUUUUCAUUUUGCAAUUAUUCAGAAAUUUCCUCACCUUAGUCAGUUACAGUUCCCUGGUAAGAAGACUUUUAAUAAUUUGAGCCCCCAAUUUUUAGAAAAACGCACAGGUCAGUUGUGUAAUUAUCUGCAGAUUUUAACUAAUCCUGACACUUUAGUAAACAGUCCCGGGUUGAAAACUGCAUUAUUGCAAUUCCUGGAGCCUAAAGUGUAUGAAAAAGGCAGAAAACCUUUAGCUAAAAAGGUUGAUGCACUUGUAAAUCCAUUGUCCUCUUCCAUCAAAUCUGUGGGUCAUAUGGUAAAGCAAGUUCCUGAUUCUUUCAUGGAUGGCCUUAAGGAUGGGAUUGUAAAAGUGUUGGGAAAUAGAGGAUCAUCGCCCGUUAAUCAGCCAAUACCAGAAAUAAAGAUCUCUACCACAAUUGAAGAAGGGGAAGAUAACAUUCCACUUAGAAUUUUAAUUCUUCUAAUGGAUGAAGUGUUUGACCUAAAAAGCAAAGACCAAUGGUUUCGAAAGCGAAUUGUGAUUCUUCUCCGUCAAAUCAUUAAUGCAACAUACGGUGAUGCUAUAAAUAGGAAAAUAGUAGAUUUUGUUCAAAAAAGUACAUCUGCAGAGCAGAUGGCAGAAUACAUUAAAUCAUUUAGAGAAAAUUUAUGGCCUAGUGGUGCUCCUGCUGUACCCACACCUGAAAGAGAGUUAAAAACUAAGAUGAGGACAAGAGUGGCAGCAAAGUUAUUAAUGCUCUGUUCAAUACCUGAUGAAUUGAAGCACGUUAUCGGUAGUGAAACAACUCGUAAAGGUGUUUUGUGUGUGUUUGAAAUGUUCCAAAGAUCAGAAUUGAAUCGUAGACUUAGCUAUGUUCUUCUUGAAGGAAUAUUAGAAAUCUUAUUUCCUGGAUGCAAUUUAACAACCAUUAUUCAGAGGCUACAUUGCAGAUCUCCCCAGAAUAUAUUCGACCAAAUGGAUCGUAUGCAAGUCAGUCCAGUUAUUGAAAGAAAAUCUCAGUUGAAUAGGUGACAAACUCCAGAUCAGUAUUAAUGGCAUUUGUCUUAUGUAUAUAAUAGUGUCUAUAAUGUAAAGAAAUUGUCAUAUUUGAAAGAUUUUUAUAAAAUGUUGUGACUGUUCCUGCGCAAUGGCUCUGAAACACCUGUUUUUUCUCUAUUAUGUUUUUAAUCUGGGCUAUUUACAACCAUUAAAUUAAGCUCUCAAAUGAUUAUUCUUUUAGUAAUCAUAAUUUAUUGUAUGAUUAGCCUUCACUAUCAGGAAUGCUAAUUGUACAGAGUUUUUUAAAACCUUGUCAGAAUCUAUUUUUUUUAAUGAUCUCUUAUUUCUAGUAUACAUAUUUUUAUUUAUGAAUGAUUUUGUAUUUUAUUUUUUUUCACCCAAAUUUUGUGUUUGAUUGAAUUUAUUUCAUAAACUGAAAUUAAAGCAUCCUUCCCAGGGUUUUCAAUAUUUUGAUUGCUGAUCUACCUGAUGAAAAUGCACUAUAACUCUUUUAUUGAUAGGGAAAAUUCGACUCAUGAAAUUUCAAUUAUAUGUUUUAUUUAACAUUUCAUUGUUAUUACAAAGUAUAAUAAAUGCAUCUGUUAAUUGUUGAAAAUUAGUUUUGUGAAUAUGGAGGAAGUUUUAAAAGUUGGCAUUUCUACAGUAGUGUUUUAUUUAUUUCUAUUUAUUUAUUUUUUCUAUUGUAUUGAUUCUAUGUCUUCAGUCAUACAUACUUAGUUAUUUAUUUUUAGUGCUAAGAAAAUAAUAUAAAUUGUAUUUGUAAUUGUUUGGCGUGUUAAAUUUUUUAAUCUAUAUU